CCGAAAUUAACCAAAACAUUAGAGGUGGAAAAAAAGAAAAGGAAAAUCCGAGGAAAAAAAAACACGCACACACAGAGUCGCUCAGUUGCAUAAGUGCAGUUCUCUCCAUUUCCCCCUCUCUCGAUCUACUCUUUCUCCCCCCUUUCUCCCUUCUGUUUGUCGUUCAUACUAUUACAUAGAUUCAAUCACUAAAUUCUGUAUCCCUAAAUCACUGUGCAAUUUCUUCUUUAACGGGGAUAAGCUUGUGAUUCCGGUGUCAUGACGAUAAUAAAAGGCGUGAACAGAUCCGCCUGUGUGGCGUUCGCGCCGGACGCACCGUAUCUGGCCGCCGGAACGAUGGCGGGGGCGGUGGAUCUGCAAUUCAGUUCGUCGGCGAAUAUUGACAUAUUUGAGCUAGACUUUGCGUCGGACGAUCGGCAGUUGAUCUUAGCCGGCACUGUACCCAGCUCGGAGAGGUUCAAUCGACUGUCGUGGGGAAAACCGCUGCCUAAUUCUGAGGAGUUCUCUCUCGGGCUCGUUGCUGGUGGGCUAGUCGAUGGGAACAUUGGGCUCUGGAAUCCGAAGCCUCUGAUCUCUGCUCAUCAAAGUAAAAAAAGCCCUGAAUUAGUUGAAGGUGCCUUUAUUCAAAAUCUGUCGAGGCACAGGGGACCUGUUCGAGGACUUGAAUUCAAUGCUUAUUCUCCAAACCUUCUUGCAUCUGGGGCUGAUGAAGGGGAAAUCUGCAUAUGGGAUGUUGCAAAUCCAACUGAGCCUACCCAUUUCCCUCCUCUAAAGGGUAGUGGAUCUUCUACUCAAGGCGAAAUUUCGUUUUUGUCAUGGAAUGCCAAAGCCCAACACAUAUUGGCUUCAACUUCAUACAAUGGGACAACCGUGGUAUGGGAUCUAAAGAAGCAAAAGCCAGUGAUGAGUUUCCCUGAUCCAGUAGGGAGGCGGUGCUCUGUUUUGCAGUGGAAUCCUGAGCUUGCAACUCAAUUGGUUGUGGCUUCAGAUGAAGAUAGUUCUCCUUCUCUAAGGCUCUGGGAUCUGCGUAAUGUGAUGGCUCCAGUCAAAGAAUUUGUUGGGCACACAAAAGGGGUAAUUGCCAUGUCAUGGUGUCCAAUUGAUAGUUCCUAUGUGCUUACCUGUGCCAAGGAUAACAGGACCAUUUGUUGGGACGUCACAUCUGGAGAGAUUGUGGCUGAAUUACCAGCUGGAACAAACUGGAAUUUUGAUGUACAUUGGUAUCCAAGAAUUCCUGGGGUUAUAUCAGCAUCUUCUUAUGAUGGCAAAAUUGGCAUUUAUAACAUAGAGGGCUGUGGUCGAUAUGGUAGGGAAGGUGAUGUUAGUCCAGCAUCUUUCCGGGCACCAAAAUGGUACAAGCGUAAAGCAGGUGUUUCCUUUGGAUUUGGUGGCAAGCUUGUGUCAUUUAAGUCUUCCGAGGCUUCAGUUGGAUCUUCAGAGGUUUAUGUGCACAAUUUAGUUACGGAGCAUAGCCUGGUAACCAGAUCUUCUGAUUUUGAGGCUGCUAUUCAGAAUGGGGAGAAAUCUUCUUGGAGGCUUUUAUGUGAGAAGAAAUCUCAGGAAUCACAGUCCGAGGAUGAGAAAGAGAUUUGGGCCUUCUUAAAGGUUAUGUUUGAUGAAGAUGGGACAGCAAGGACUAAACUGCUUUCUCACCUUGGUUUUAAUCCACCUUCUGGGGAAAAUUACUCUGCAGAGAAUGGAAUUUCUGACCAGGUGAAUGCUCUUGAUCUCAAUGAAGGUGUUGCUGCUGGGGAUGAAUUUGCUGCGAGUAAGGAAACAGUCAUGUAUGCUUUUGAUAAUGGGGAAGACUUUUUCAACAAUCUCCCUAGUCCCAAAGCUGAAACGCCUGUGUCUGCUUCUGGGAGUAAACCUACUGCUGUCGACUUUGUCCCUGUUGAAGAGGACGCAUCUCAGCAAGAACUGGAGGGAGAUGUAGAUCCUACUGAGGCAUCGUUUGAUGAUGCUGUGCAACGUGCAUUGGUUGUUGGAGACUACAAAGGGGCAGUUGCUCAAUGCAUAUCGGCCAACAGAAUGGCAGAUGCAUUGGUUAUUGCUCAUGCUGGUGAUGCGUUGUUGUGGGAGAGCACACGCGAUCAAUACCUUAAAGCUAGCCGUUCUCCUUAUCUUAAGGUGGUCGCUGCCAUGGUCAAUCAUGACCUCAUGAGCCUUGUGAACACUCGACCUCUGAAAGCCUGGAAAGAAACAAUUGCACUUCUCUGCACUUUUGCAGCACAAGAGGAGUGGACCUUGUUAUGUGAUACGCUUGCAUCUAGGCUCAUGGCUGCUGGUAAUACCCUUGCAGCGACUCUUUGCUUCAUUUGUGCUGGCAACAUAGACAAAACUGUGGAAAUAUGGUCAAGGAAUCUUGCAGGCGAACAUGAUGGAAAGCCCUAUGUCGAGCUUUUUCAGGAUUUGAUGGAAAAAACAAUUGUCUUAGCUGUGGCGUCGGGACAGAAGAAAAGUGCUUCUCUUUUCAAACUUAUUGAAAAGUAUGCUGAAAUAUUGGCCAGUCAAGGCCUUCUAAGUACAGCAAUGGAGUACUUGAAGCUGCUUGGCACAGAAGAAUUGUCUCCUGAAUUGACAGUUCUACAUGAUCGAAUUGCACGCUCCAUGGAAGAAGAUAAAGUGACUCCAAACUCCACAUCUAUUGAUCCGCAUCCGGAAAAUCCCUACCCGCAGCCGAGGACUGGUCUUCCCAACAAUUCAUAUAGAUAUAUGCCCCCUGUUCCGUCACCUUCUCCAUAUACGCCCCCUGUUCCGUCUCCUGCUCCAUAUACGCCCCCUGUUCCGUCACCUACCCCAUAUUCAAAUGCUGGGUUACCUGCUCAUCUGCCUAACAUUCCACCAACAAACAUCUUUGUCCCAUCUCAUCCACCUCCAAAUACACCGGGUAACUUUCCUUCGACCCCUGCCACAAAUCAGCAACCUGUGACAACGUUUGUUCCAUCUGCUGGUCGUAAGCUGGCAAAUGUGGAGAAGUAUCAGCAGCCAACAACACAGCCAACACUGGGUUCUCAGUUGUAUCCUGCGGCAAAUAAUGCUAAUUAUCACGCUAGCCCCUAUGGGGCUGGUUCCUUCGUACCAAAUACUGUUCAGACUGGUCCGCCUGCAAUGCAAAGUAUACCCCCUGUUGCGGCUCCUUCAUCGACUUCCGGAGGAUUUAUGCCAACCAAUAAUCCAGGAGUUCCUAGAUCUGCAGUGAGUGGUUUUCAACCUUCUAGCCCUACUCAGGCUGCUCCGAUACAACCGCCUGCAACCCCUGCUCCUCCUCCUCCCACAGUCCAGACAGCUGAUACUUCAAAUGUCCCAGCUCAACAAAAGCCUGUUAUCACAACUUUGACUAGACUGUUUCACGAGACAUCGGAAGCCCUUGGGGGUUCAAGAGCUAUUCCAGCCAAGAGGAAAGAAAUCGAUGAUAAUUCAAGAAAGCUAGGGGUGUUAUUUGUUAAACUGAAUAGUGGGGAUAUAUCUAAAAGAGCUGCUGAGAAGCUUACUCUGAUAUGCCAAGCUCUGGACAAUAGUGAUUUUGCCACUGCCCUUAAAUUACAGGUAGAACUUACGGGCACCGACUGGGAUGAAUGCAAUUUCUGGUUAAUGGCACUGAAGCGUAUGAUCAAAACAAGGCAGACAAUGAGAUUAUAGGCAUGUAUUAGAGUAUGAAUCUGCAUCCUGCCGAGUUCUCUUGGUGUUGUUCGAUAGACCCUUCUCUCCCAUGUGCGCAAGGCUGGCAUUCAUAUAGAUUGUAUCGUCACUUUUUGGUCCAGUGUUAUAUUUUGUUUACACCAUAUCUCUACAGUCUUCCAGAGUCUUGUGAUUCUUGAAAGCAGUUAGAAUGUAGUUUUCUGGGCAGUAGCGGAUUUAGUUUCUCUCUCUUCUUUUUUUUUUUUUUCCCUUCCAGUUUUAUACGAUAUAAAUGUUAGUGUUGAUAUAGAUUGGUUUUUGUCAAAAACAUGGUGAAGCUGUAACUUUCUCAGGACCCGGAAUCAUUCAUUUAACAGAUUUUGGCAGACGAUUUUUUUGUAUGAGGACUUCAUUUGUAGACCCAUUCCUUCCUUUGUUCCCCCCAAAAUUUUGGAAAGUGGGUCUGUUUAUUUUUUCUUAUUCUUUUAAAUUAUAGGGUGGCUGUAAAUUUAAAAUCUGUGUAAAUUUUGAGGCGAGAAAAGCAUACGUCAAAUUCACAACAACAAUGCAAAUCAGGCAAAGAAAAAAGUGCCAAUUUCGUUUUAGACACUUUUGUGUUGCUACUUUCAACAUAAACCAUUUUUUUAACACACGUGUCAUACAGAAUAUUUACACAAAAAUCACUUUGGUUCCUUUUACGCUAGUUUUUUCAGAACUUGUUUUAUGAAUAAAUGUUACUUUUCAAC
Molecule: messenger RNA, 4367 nt
Organism: Oldenlandia corymbosa var. corymbosa
Lineage: Eukaryota; Viridiplantae; Streptophyta; Magnoliopsida; Gentianales; Rubiaceae
Source: the annotation of a GenBank genome assembly